CUUUUUCUACCGCCGCGACUCAACCUUCGUUCUCUCUUCACCCUCCUCGCCCUCUUCCUUGUUGUGCUUAUAUCCGCCAAGAGACGACGACCUCACGUCCUAGCCAGCCGUGAGUAUCUCUCUUGCCGCGCUGAAAAGGCUUUUCAACUAAUUGUAGCGGAGUUUCUCAUACGUCCCGUCGUGAUUUAGGACACAAUGGCCCCAAAGUUCGAUCCGAAUGAGGUGAAGGUCAUCCACCUCCGCGCCACCGGUGGUGAAAUCGGCGCUUCCUCAGCGCUUGCCCCAAAGAUCGGUCCCCUCGGUCUGUCGCCCAAGAAGGUCGGUGAAGAUAUCGCCAAGGCCACCGGUGACUGGAAGGGCCUCCGCGUUACCGUCAAGCUCACCAUCCAAAACCGUCAAGCCCAGGUCUCUGUCGUCCCAUCGGCCUCCUCGCUCGUCAUCAAGGCUCUCAAGGAGCCUCCCCGGGACCGCAAGAAGGAGAAGAACAUCAAGCACACCAAGUCGAUUCCUCUUGAUGAGAUUAUCAACAUUGCCCGAACCAUGCGCUUCAAGUCCAUGGCCAAGGAUCUAAAGGGCACUGUCAAGGAGAUCCUCGGAACCGCGUUUUCAGUUGGCUGCCAGGUUGAUGGCAAGAGUCCCAAGGCUAUCUCGGACGCCAUUGAUGAGGGCGAGAUUGAGAUUCCGGAAGAGUAAAAGAUUUCAAAACUGAGCCUAUGACACGGGACGGCGCUUUAUGAUUUUGAUGAACUUUACACUACUGUGCAUGCGGGGUGCUCUUCAAAAAUAUUACGGAUCCGUGACCACUUGGCUGUGGUUGUCUCCUAGAGCCUUGAUAAAGGUGAUUCAAGCAAACAGCAGGGGAAAAGCAAAGAUAAUUUCAUGCCUGUUGGCCCUUCCCAAUCAUGUGCCGCAGUUUCACCUACUUUGAUUCCGCGCGCUAUGCCACGCAUGGUCCGCCUGAAUCUUUUCCAAA
Verruconis gallopava is the source of this 973-nucleotide messenger RNA. RefSeq names its product 60S ribosomal protein L12. Lineage: Eukaryota; Fungi; Ascomycota; Dothideomycetes; Venturiales; Sympoventuriaceae. Gene Ontology annotation, biological process: translation. The coding region runs from base 196 to 693 and encodes 165 amino acids. Gene Ontology annotation, cellular component: cytosolic large ribosomal subunit; ribosome. The record is from RefSeq and is a predicted model, not a curated record. Gene Ontology annotation, molecular function: large ribosomal subunit rRNA binding; structural constituent of ribosome. The transcript is spliced from 4 exons.